Molecule: messenger RNA, 5635 nt
Organism: Erinaceus europaeus (western European hedgehog)
Lineage: Eukaryota; Metazoa; Chordata; Mammalia; Eulipotyphla; Erinaceidae
Gene: SNRK
Product: SNF related kinase
Exons: 6
Coding region: 214-3135 (973 amino acids)
Biological process (GO): intracellular signal transduction; microtubule cytoskeleton organization; protein phosphorylation
Cellular component (GO): cytoplasm
Molecular function (GO): tau-protein kinase activity; protein serine/threonine kinase activity; ATP binding
Source: RefSeq, a predicted model, not a curated record
CCCCGCGCCCGCCGCCCGCCGUAUUAUGAUGAGCCCUGGGUGCGGGCUCCGGCGGGCUGCGAGUCGGCGCCGCGGCCGCAGUGGACGGUCGGUCGCCUCGGGCUGAGAUGUCCACGGCGACAGUGAAAAUGAAUUCCUUAUUUUCAUCAGAUUUUCUUGUAUGAGACUAUUCAUUUCAAGCAAUCUAGAUACUUUUUCUUCUGUGGGACCAGCAUGGCGGGAUUUAAGCGAGGAUAUGAUGGAAAGAUUGCUGGGUUAUAUGACCUGGAUAAGACCUUGGGACGAGGUCAUUUUGCAGUGGUCAAACUUGCUAGGCACGUCUUUACUGGUGAAAAAGUGGCAGUAAAAGUUAUUGACAAGACAAAAUUGGACACUCUAGCCACUGGUCAUCUUUUCCAAGAAGUAAGAUGCAUGAAACUAGUCCAGCAUCCCAACAUUGUACGCCUCUAUGAGGUUAUUGACACCCAGACCAAACUCUAUCUUAUUCUGGAACUUGGGGAUGGAGGAGAUAUGUUUGACUACAUAAUGAAGCAUGAAGAGGGGCUUAGUGAAGAGCUGGCCAAGAAGUACUUCGCCCAGAUCGUCCAUGCCAUAUCUUACUGCCAUAAGCUGCAUGUGGUACACAGAGAUUUGAAGCCAGAGAAUGUGGUCUUCUUUGAGAAACAAGGUCUUGUAAAAUUGACAGACUUUGGUUUCAGCAACAAAUUCCAGCCAGGGAAGAAGCUCACUACAAGCUGUGGAUCUCUUGCAUAUUCCGCUCCAGAAAUUCUGCUUGGUGAUGAGUACGAUGCCCCUGCAGUAGACAUCUGGAGUCUGGGAGUGAUCCUUUUUAUGCUGGUGUGUGGGCAGCCGCCCUUUCAAGAGGCCAAUGACAGCGAAACGUUGACAAUGAUCAUGGAUUGCAAAUAUACAGUGCCGUCCCGUGUAUCUAAGGAGUGUAAAGACCUAAUAACACGGAUGCUGCAGAGAGAUCCAAAGAGAAGGGCGUCUCUAGAAGAGAUUGAGAACCAUCCUUGGCUUCAAGGAGUGGACCCGUCACCAGCUACAAAGUGCAACAUCCCUCUAGUGUCGUACAAAAACCUGUCGGAAGAGGAGCAUAACAGCAUCAUACAGCGCAUGGUGCUGGGCGAUAUCGCGGACCGAGACGCCAUCGUUGAAGCCCUGGAGACCAACCGCUAUAACCACAUCACAGCCACUUACUUCCUACUUGCUGAGAGGAUCCUGAGGGAAAAGCAAGAGAAAGAAAUACAGACCCGGUCUGCAAGCCCCAGCAACAUCAAAGCCCAGUUUAGGCAGUCGUGGCCCACGAAGAUCGACGUCCCGCAGGACCUGGAGGACGACCUGACGGCCACCCCACUGUCCCACGGCCCAGCCCCCGCGGCCCCGGCCACCCGCGACGGCGCACUCAACGGCCACCGCGGCCGAGCCGAUCCCGCAAAAGACGAGGCGCCGGAGGCAGCGGGUUCGGGGCCCACGUGCUUGCCCCCCGGCCUGCCGGCGCCCCGCAAGUGCCUGUUCCGCGUGGAGGAAGAUGACGAGGAGGACGAGGACGAGCGCCGGCCCGCGCCGCCCGCGCAGGUGGUGCUGCGCCGCAAGCCAUCGGUCACCAACCGGCUGACCUCGCGCAAGAGCGCACCGGUGCUCAACCAGAUCUUCGAGGAGGGCGAGUCGGACGACGACCUGGACAUGGACGACGGCCUGCCGCCCAAGCUCAGCCGGCUGCGCGUGGACAUGGCGUCGCCGGGCCCGGUGCACAAGCGCUACCCGCGCCGCAAGAGCCAGGGCCGCGGCUCCAGCUGCAGCAGCUCCGAGACGAGUGAUGACGACUCGGAGAGCCGGCGACGGCUGGACCCGGACGGCGGCCUGACGCACCCGUGGCACCGACGGGACAGCAGCGAGGGACCCCCGGGCAGCGGCAGCGAGGGCGACGGCGGCGGCCAGGGCAAGCCCAGUGCGGGCGGGGGGCGGGAGCGGGACCGGGCCGGGCGCGGGGAAAGGGGCGCCGGCACUGGCGGGGGCGGCGCGGGGGGCGGUCCGGGGGGCGCAGGGGGCAGCUCGCGGCGCUGUGCCGGGCCCGGCCACUCGGGCAACUCAGUGCAGCUGGCGGCAGGGCCGAGCCACUCGGUGCAACUGGACGUGGGGCCUGGCAACACCAUGCAGCUGGACGCGGGGCCCGGAGACUCGGUGCAGCUGGACGUAGGGCCCAGGGACUCGGUGCAGCUGGAUGCGGGGCCCAGGGACUCGGUGCAGCUGGAUGCGGGGCCCAGGGACUCAGUGCAGCUGGAUGCGGGGCCCAGGGACUCGAUGCAGCUGGAUACAGGGCCCAGGGACUUGGUGCAGCUGGACGCAGGGCCCGGAGACUCCAUGCAGCAGGACGCAGAGCCCAGGGACUCGGAGCAGCUGGACGCGGGGCCCGGAGACUCGAUGCAGCUGGACGUAGGGCCCAGGGACUCGAUGCAGCUGGAUGCAGGGCCCAGGGACUCGGUGCAGCUGGACACAGGGCCCGGAGACUCCAUGCAGCAGGACGCAGAGCCCAGGGACUCGGAGCAGCUGGACGUGGGGCCCGGGAACUCAGUGCAGCUGGACGUGGGGCCCAGGGACUCAGUGCAGCUGGACGCGGGGCCCGGGGACUCGGUGCUGCUGGAUGCAGGGCCCAGGGACUUGGUACAGCUGGACGCAAGGUGCGCCAACCCCAGCAACUCCAUGCAGAUGAACUCGGGGCCCGGCAACUCAGUGCAGCUGGCCGCACGCGGUGCAGGGGAAUUGGUGCAGAGCCUCAAACUGGUGGGCCUCUGCCUGGGCUCCCAGCUGCAUGGCGGCGCCAGGUACCUGGUGGACCCGCGGCGCGGGGUGCCCUUCUCGGGGGUGAAGGUGAAGGUGCAGGAGAAGUCCCUGUGGAAGAUGUGCGUGGGCUCCGGAGUGGUGGGCCAGGCCCCCGCGGCCGGCCCCCUCCAGUUCUUCUCGGAGCGCGUGGCAGACAGCCGCGAGCUGGAACGGGUUGCGAGCAGGAACCUGAAGAACAGCGUGCUGCAGCUGCCUCUGUGCGAAAAGACCAUCUCUGUGAACAUCCAGCGCAACCCCAAGGAGGGGCUGCUCUGUGCCUCCAGCCAGGCCAGCUGCUGCCAUGUCAUCUGAGUGGCUGGCUCUGCUCAGAGCGCUGUCUGCGAGGCAGGAGUGAGGAGCGAGUAUUCACUCAUUCUGUUUGCUCCCCUGCCAACCUGACAGUGCAUGGUCUUUGUGCAUGCUGCUAGACCCACGUCUUCUUUCCAGCUGAGAAGUCUAGUGCUUCAUUUUCACGUUAUGAUUUCCAUGUGGAUGACCAGGAUUCAGUUAGAAUGUGUAUUUGGAACCCGACACAAACAGAGCACUUAGGAAUUUGAUGUUCUGCAUCUAACCUAGAGAAAGGCAAAAACAAACAAACAAAAAAACCCUGUCCCGACCUUGUGUGAUGUGGAAAUUCCUGCUCUCAGGCACACUCUGUGGCAUCUGAGACAGAACCAAAGCAAUAACGUUGAGCUGCCAACAGGCCUGGGCCCGGGAGCUGCUUUGCUGGACUCUCCCAGGCCUGUGAGAGCAGAGCACAGCCUCUGCACUGAGGACCUUAAACCACGAUUUCAACACGACCACACCUGUUUGUCUUAAGCUCUAGUGUGAAGAGAAAAGGGGAAAAAAAAGUUUGGGUUUUCAAAACUUAGCUGAGAAAGACUUUGUUUUUUAAAAGGUGAGAUUCAAGUACGCAGAUUGGUCAGGCAGCUUCCCCUGAAGCCCUAAGUUCCCAGCAGACAAUCUGUAACGUGAAGAAGUCGCUAGCGGUGUCUUGACUCUGCCGGUAGAGUGUGUCUGACAGCAGAGGGAUGGUGCUCAGUGUCACCCUCUUCCCGUAGUCCCCAAGGUCCUCGGGACGCACCAGAGCAGAGCACUGCAGGGCCUCCCGGAGGGCAGAGGCAUGGCACAGGUUGGCAGACUCAAAGCCCUGUAAGUUCUUGUGAAGAAAUGCGAUUUGACUUUUAGGAGUUUCUUUCGUCACUUGCAUUCUUUUACAUCCUCUAAUCCAGCUGGCUGUGAAAACUGACCACACAGUACACAAAAGGAAAAAAAUUCACACCAACAAAAACACAGUUUGACUUUUUAAAAUUUUCUUGCUGAAAGUAUUUUUCACUCUGCCUUCCUGCCAAAACAAUAAUCAAAGAACCCUUGCUUUGAGCAGUUCCUGCGCAAAGACUAUCCUUGGUGCAGAUAACCGUCUCCUCUGGCAUUUUAUCUGGUAGACAUAGUAUAUGGCAGGUCACUACUUCUGGGGGGCCCAGAGGCUCCUUUCCCCACAGUGCUCUAGGGGCCGUGAAGCUCACGCCUGGCGACACUGGCCGUAGGGUGUGGCUGGGCCUCCGGCCAUCUCACACUGACCGACCCCUCAUGUCUCUCACAGGACUGGCAGCCUGGCUGAGAGUGGGCAGGGCACCCAGGGGACAGCAUUCCACUGGCUUCAGUUUCUCCAGGUGGUACUGAACCUUAGUCCUCAGACCCUUUCCUCAGCACUCUGAAUUUCACAGUAUACUCACUAAACUAGUUGAAGCUGAUACUUCAAUCCUUUUUCCUUUCUAGACCGAGCCUAGAUGUGUCUGAGCUACAGCUCCCAUUGAUCGUGACGUUUCUGACUGAAAGCUAACAAGAAUAGACAUGUGGGUGAAGCCAUAGAACACAUUUGCUUGAAAUUCUUGAGCAGGGAUCUUAUAAAGGGCCAGAAAUAAGAUGUGUGGUUCACAGAGCUAGUGAGCGGAACAUCUGUAUUGAACGUAGGAGAGGAGUUUACACAGGGCCUUGGCAAUAACGUCUUUGUUGUAGCUGUUCUCCAAGUCAUGUAAAUAAACACUUUCCUGUGAGUAUGUACAGCCUCAGAAUGGCACCUUUUAACCAACCCCUCUGUGUUUGCUCUUUGAUUCCGACUGGGUUUUUUAUGCUCAGAUGUAUAUAUGGUGCUCACGUUAGGAUCAGCGGUGUUGACCAUUCAUGCUGCAUAGCUGUGUGAUCGCCUUGUUAGUCGUGUGUGGUUGGCUGGCCCUCUGGGUCCACAGGCAUCUGUCUGAGUGGCGUCUCACUCGUGUGCUCAUUAAGUGAAAGACUGUGCAUGUGUCGUCUGUCAGCAUAUGUUGUCACGUGAAAGGGAGGGAGCAGACAACCAUUACGUUACGGUAAUACUGGACCAAACUACUCACUCGCUCUAAACAAUCUCUUGUACCCCUUAACCUGUCCUCAGAAGUUGCAUAUAGUUACGGUAGUGUGUAAAUUCAAUAUUGUGGAAAAGCAAUUAGUCUUGUAUUUUUCUGUGUGUAUGUAUAUAUAUACAUAUAUGUGUGUGUAUAUAUAUAAAUAUAAAAUUAUGUACUUCUGGCAAUUCUCCCUGUAUUUAAAGAUGUGACAAUCUUGACACCAAUUUUGAAAAUAGCCGCUGGACUGAGUGAGAUCUCGAGCUGUUCCUACCAAGUAAGAAUUGGUCUGUGCUUAGAGGAUGCAGGAUUGUCAGCUGGCUUGGCCAGUCGCUUCCAUAGCUGGUUGAUUCUCCUCAUUGUGUGAACACGGACAGGUAUGCGGCACACAGGCAAAGAAGCCCAGAUAAUAAAGAACAGAUUGGUGUUCA